CAAUCUGUUGUCACUAAAGUGGUGGUUUACCAAAAUUUUGGAGAAAAUUUGAGAAAGGGUUGAGUAUGGUUACGAAAGUCUCAUGCAAAGAUGUGCUUGAGGGACAAGCGAAUCCACGUUAGCAACUCAAUCUUAAUGGCUCCAUCUCUAUAAAGUGAUCAAUCCCUUCCUCGAUCGUCAUCUUCAACGUACUAGCUAGUAGCUAGCUCCCCCCAACCCUCAACAACAUGCCUACGGCUGAAGUGAUGCCUGAGAAAACCCUUCAGAGGAUCCACCUCAUAAGCAAAGAGAAAGCCUCUCCCUCCCCAAAAAGGUUGGACGGAAAGGUGGCAAUUAUAACAGGCGGUGCUAGAGGGAUUGGAGAGGCAACUGUGAGACUCUUCGCGAAACAUGGAGCCCAGGUGGUCGUUGCGGACGUCGAGGAUGUCGCCGGUCUUGUUCUAGCCAAAUCAUUGUCCCCUUCAGCGACCUACAUACACUGUAAUGUAAGCAAAGAAGAGGACGUUAAGAGCUUGAUCAACUCAACAGUUUCCCAGUAUGGCCGGCUUGACAUUCUUUUCAACAAUGCCGGAGUUCUUGGAAGCCAAUCAAAGCACGACAAGAGCAUCAUUGAUUUUGAUGCAGAAGAAUUUGAUCAUAUCAUGCGAGUUAAUGUAAGAGGAACAGUUCUGGGGAUGAAACAUGCGGCUAGAGUCAUGGUGCCUAGAAGAAGCGGGUGCAUCAUCUCCACGGCUAGCGUAGCCGGUCUCAUGGGAGGGCUUGGACCUCAUGCUUAUACAGCCUCGAAGCAUGCCGUUGUAGGACUAACAAAGAAUGUAGCUUGUGAACUUGGCAGGCAUGGUAUUCGUGUUAAUUGUAUCUCUCCAUUUGGCGUGGCGACUUCCAUGCUUAUUAAUGCGUGGAAGGGUUGCGAGGAAGAUGAUGAUCAUGAUCAUGAUCAGGAAUAUUGCACGAAAGUAGGCCUACCUUGUGGGGAAGAAGUUGAGAAGAUGGAGGAACAUGUGAGAGGCCUAGCCAAUUUGAAGGGUGCUACUCUAAAAGCUAAGGAUAUAGCUGAGGCUGCUCUUUAUCUUGCAAGUGAGGAGUCCAAAUACGUAAGUGGUCAUAACCUUGUCAUCGAUGGUGGAUUUACCACCUGCAAAAAUUGUGUAGGCUUGUAGCAGCAAGAUCUGUUAAUGCUUAUCAUUUGUAAUUUAAUUGGCUCGGAAGUUGUGCCCAAGAAGCAAUAUAUAUAUUGAUCUUUUAUGUCGGUUAUAA
Messenger RNA from Alnus glutinosa, 1257 nucleotides. RefSeq names its product short-chain dehydrogenase reductase 2a-like. Bases 228 to 1160 code for a protein of 310 amino acids. The record is from RefSeq and is a predicted model, not a curated record. Lineage: Eukaryota; Viridiplantae; Streptophyta; Magnoliopsida; Fagales; Betulaceae. The transcript has 2 exons. Gene Ontology annotation, molecular function: oxidoreductase activity, acting on the CH-OH group of donors, NAD or NADP as acceptor.